AUGCGUCUCCUCAACACCGGCACGCUUCGGAUCAUGCACUUCCCCAACCCCGAUACCCACCCGCCAUACGCCAUCCUCUCCCACGUCUGGCAGGGCGACGAGGCGUCCUACCAGGACAUCCAUGCCCUUCGCGCCCAUCCCAACCCGCUAUCCGUCGCCCCAGAGAAGGUCCGCCGCUUCUGUGCGUUCGCGAGGGCGGAAGGGUAUGAAUGGGCCUGGCUUGAUGCCUGCUGCAUCGACAAGACCAGCAGCAGCGAGCUCUCGGAGGCGUUGAACUCUAUGUUCCGCUGGUACCAGGAUGCUGUCGUGUGCUACGCUUACCUCCACGACGUCCCCGUCCCCACAGACAAUACGCGCAUGGCGCUCGACGACCUGGAGGAGAACUUCGUCGGGAGCCUCUGGUUCACCCGCGGCUGGACCCUCCAAGAGCUUCUUGCGCCCCGCCUCCUCCUCUUCGUCUCAUCCGAGUGGACCGUCAUAGGAACAAAACACUCCUGGGCAUCCGCCAUCCACCGUGCUACUGGCAUCCACCUGGAAGUACUCACGCUCUUCCGGUCGCUGCACAAGAUCAGCCUCGCGUGCCGAAUGGCUUGGGCAGCGCGGAGGUGCACCACGCGCCCGGAAGACCGCGCAUACUCGCUCAUGGGGAUCUUUGGCGUCAAUAUGGUAGCCCUCUACGGCGAAGGCCUGGAGAAGGCGUUUAACAGGCUGCAAGAGGAGAUUUUGAAG
Molecule: messenger RNA, 729 nt
Organism: Trametes versicolor FP-101664 SS1
Lineage: Eukaryota; Fungi; Basidiomycota; Agaricomycetes; Polyporales; Polyporaceae
Product: HET-domain-containing protein
Exons: 1
Source: RefSeq, a predicted model, not a curated record